Messenger RNA from Erigeron canadensis, 781 nucleotides. RefSeq names its product dihydroneopterin aldolase 2-like. Gene Ontology annotation, biological process: folic acid-containing compound metabolic process. Gene Ontology annotation, molecular function: dihydroneopterin aldolase activity. NCBI's taxonomy places the organism in Eukaryota, Viridiplantae, Streptophyta, Magnoliopsida, Asterales, Asteraceae. The transcript is spliced from 3 exons. Gene Ontology annotation, cellular component: cytoplasm. Bases 174 to 575 code for a protein of 133 amino acids. The record is from RefSeq and is a predicted model, not a curated record.
GGGCACUUCCCCCCGUCAAUUGUGAACUACAUCCGCCUACCAGGCUCCAACAAACAAUAGCAUAGCAGUAGAGCCUUGGCCAUAUCUUGAAAGGCAGGCUUGUAUUUGUUUUCCAAUAUUCUCCUUUCUUAAGUUUCUUUCCCGCCGGCGGCGGCAGAUAUCUCUUAGGAACAAUGACAUCAGAUGGGGCAAGGUUAGGAGACAAGUUGAUACUAAGAGGGUUAAUGUUCCAUGGUUAUCAUGGAGUGAAGCAGGAGGAAAAGAAACUGGGUCAGAAGUUCAAGAUAGAUGUAGAUGCUUGGAUGGAUCUUCGAACGCCUGGUCACACUGACAACAUGUCUGAUACAGUCAGUUACACAGACAUCUAUCGCAUUGCGAAAAAUAUCGUAGAAGGUCCUUCUCAGAAUCUAUUAGAAUCGGUGGCUCAACUUAUUGCAACUACAACGUUGAACAAUCACUCACAGAUAUCCGCUGUACGUGUGGUAGUUGGAAAGCCUCAUGUGGCGGUUCCUGGACCUCUUGACUAUUUAGGAGUGGAGAUUAUCAGAUAUAGAAGCACCGAUAUGCCGAUAUAAAGUGCUUCUCUUUAGACCUUAGUGUAUAAACAUAAUGUCCAAUGGUGUUAUGCUACCUUUUUUUCUGAAAUUGUUCUACAACUUGUUUUUCUUUUAGUUGGCCAUGGGUUCUAACAUUAUUUGAUGCAGAAAUUUGAUAGUUUGCUCAUCUGGUUAAUGUAAUAUUACACUAUAUAAGAUUUUCAUUAUCAUAUAAUUUUGCAAAA